AUGUAUAAACCAAAGGAUACUGAAAUUCCAAUGAGUGCAUCAGUUUCUCAGCAAAAUUCAGGACAACACCAAAAAGUUGGGACGUACAUAAUCGAGAAGACAAUCGGAAAAGGCAACUUUUCGUUUGUGAAACUUGCUCGUCAUACAGUGACCAACGUCAAGGUUGCCAUAAAAAUUAUUGACAAGACAAAAUUAAGUGAAGAAAAUUUGCGGAAAGCCCAGCGGGAAGCCGAUAUCUUAAAAUCUCUUCAUCACCCCAAUAUUAUCAAAUUAUACCAAGUGAUGGAAUCGGAGAAACUUUUAUGCAUUGUCACGGAGUAUCUUCCCAACGGUGAACUUUAUGAAUACAUCGCGAACAACGGUUGUUUGAGUGAAUUGGUCGCCCGGCACAAAUUCCUCGAGAUCUUGGCAGCCGUUGAGCACUGCCACAACAACAAUGUCGUCCACAGAGACUUGAAGGCAGAGAAUAUGCUGCUUGAUCAGCACAUGUCCAUCAAGUUGGCUGAUUUCGGUUUUGGAACCUUCCAACCGGACGGUCCGAACUCCCUCCUCACCACGUGGUGCGGCAGUCCCCCCUACGCGGCGCCCGAAAUCUUCAAGGGCGAGCCCUAUCUUGGCACAACUGCUGACAUCUGGAGUCUUGGCGUGAUCCUCUACGUUCUCGUGUGCGGUGUGCUCCCUUUCAACGCUCAGGAAGUCUCGUGUCUCCGGAGGCAGGUUCUCGAGGAGCACGUUCGAGUUCCCUACUGGCUGUCUAUGUCAUGUGAAGACCUCUUGAAGACGAUGCUGGCCAAGUCGCCAAGCAAGCGACCAACCAUUGCUCAAAUCUACCGUUCCAAGUGGCUGUCAGAGAUCAGUGACCUUGGUGCGGUGCCCAUUCCCCUCGCCCUGGACGAGCCCGACUCCGCCCAGACGGCGCAGCGUGACCAGGUCGGCGCUGCCGCGUCGUCGUCCUCGCCCGCUAGCCUCCCCAGCACCUCGUACUUCCGAGCCCCCCUAGUCUGUCAGGCGACCCCUCCUACCCUCGCCGCGGAAAUGAAGGUACAGUCGGGUCAAAUCACUUUGGCCAAUCGCCAGCCGCGAGCCCAGGAGAGUGUGUUUGCCCCGCUUGGAUUGGAUUUCCGUUCAGCCUCUCGCACUCCCUUUGCUCAGAAUGCACGCAAGUUAGCCACGUCUGCGUUGGGCCGAGAGUGGUGUCCGCUACCCUUGUGGGCGAAGCCACUUGCCGUAGCAACGAUGCGAAUUGUGCUGGUCGGAAAGUUAGACCAGACUGUCAUUCAAAUCAUGGAAAACUCGGGUAUCGAUCGAGGACAACUUCUUGAGUCUCUGCGCCGCUGUGCUUACGACCACCUGACUGCGACCUACCUGCUUUUGGGUGAGUCACUGCGCACCAAUCGUCACUGCCUUUCCCAGACGAUGGCUCCGAGUUCCAACGAGAUCGAAACCCUGAUGCAGGUUCGCCAAGGUCGCGUUCUCCAGCCCUGCGAAGCACAGCCACAGCAACAGUACUCCCGGUCCUCGUGCCCGUCCAGUGGAAGAGCCGUAGACCUCCUCUUCCAGCACCUCUCGCAGCUGCGUCAGCAGGAAUUCGACCACCACCUCUACUUCGGCGUCAAAGACACCCCCGGGGUGUCGCCCGCGGUCGCUGCCGCCGCCACUCUCGCGACAGCCGUCAAGCACAACCACCUCCAUCACCACCACCACCCACACUCACAGACCACCGCCUUCCCCUCGUCACACCCGCACCCGGGAUUUCUGUUCGGACCGACGCUGCCACGUGUCGCCGAGUUCGGCGGUCUCAGACGCACCGACGCGUCCCCCUCGCCGCCCGAAUCGCCCAUAAACCUGAGCAAUCGCAACACCCUCUCGACGUCGAACACUGAGGGCGACUGCUUCGACUGCGACUGGUUCCCCUACCAGUCAGAGGGCAUGGGAUCGUCCUCACCUGCACCCCCCUCCUCCUCCUCGUUUGGUGGCGACUUGAAACCCAAGCAAACACAGCAAACUGGCCGUUCGCCAGUCGGUCCGCCCUCCCUAACAGUCAACACAGUCGCCGCCGCGAACACCAUCUUCCCCUCGAUAUUCCCGCCGGAGUCCGUUGACCCGUUGUCGGUGAUUUACGAGGCGAACGCCUCGCAGCUUGGCGUGCACCGCGUUUCGCACGAGUCGGAGGCCUCCCACGGCGUAGCCGGGCCUCAAAUCGCCGCAGCGAGCAUCCACCCGCACCGACGGUACAGCGCCACCGGUCCCACCAGACUCCUUCAUCUGCCGGCGCAGUUCUCCCACACCACGUGCGAGUCCCAGGCCUAUGAGAAGUCGGUCACCGACGAGCACACCAGCGGUCUGGGCAGCUCCGUUGAGGCCGACUCGCACCACUCGAGUUUCUCCCAGCCCGCCACGGCGCCGUCUGUAGCCUUCCAGCCGAUGGAUUGCGGCUUCGGCGAGGACGCGGGAAUCGACAUCCCCGUGCGGGCGCCUCGGAAACACAUCUCCCCUCACUCCCCCAGUCCGGUUACGCAUCAUCAGCAUCAUCCCCCGCCGCCACUCGCCGCCUUGCCGGCCGGCGGACCUCGGCGCAAAUUCGGCGUGAUCGAACGACCCCCCGCCUUGGCUGUGCAGCUCAGUCUGCUGCAAAACCCCCCGCUGCCCAACCAAUCUCAUCUAGCUCAGAACAUCAAUGAUCCUCAUCAAGCGUAUGACAUGGACUUUUGA
Molecule: messenger RNA, 2712 nt
Organism: Mesocestoides corti
Lineage: Eukaryota; Metazoa; Platyhelminthes; Cestoda; Cyclophyllidea; Mesocestoididae
Source: the annotation of a GenBank genome assembly